UUCCCAUAACUAGAACCAUCAGCUGGAGUUCAAGAUGGCGAUCAACGAACAGCUAAUAUAGCAACUAAUCGAUCAUUAAUAUAACUAAUCUAAGUCUUUAUACUAUAAUAAGCUGUACGUGUUAUGUCAGUAUUUCCCAUCAGGUUCUUAUGCCGUCCUAAAGCAGUGGCUAUCUAACACUAGUGAUUCGAGAGAGACUGCGUGUGUUGCUUUUUAGCUUACGCCAAAUACAAAUAGUUGCUGUGAUCAGCUUUAUGAAACAGUGUGGAAUGAUUGGGAAGUUUUCAUUAGUUUGGAGGUCAACAUGUCGCUAAGAGAGUUGAAAGUAUGCCUUCUUGGGGAUACAGGGGUUGGAAAGUCAAGUAUCGUGUGGAGGUUUGUGGAGGAUAGUUUUGAUCCCAAUAUUAAUCCCACAAUUGGAGCAUCGUUUAUGACAAAGACUGUGCAGUACCACAAUGAGCUUCACAAAUUCCUCAUCUGGGACACAGCAGGACAAGAAAGGUUUCGUGCCCUGGCUCCCAUGUACUACAGAGGCUCUGCUGCGGCUAUCAUUGUGUAUGACAUCACUAAAGAGGAAUCUUUCCAGACGUUGAAGAACUGGGUGAAGGAGCUCCGCCAGCAUGGACCACCCAACAUAGUGGUGGCUAUCGCUGGCAACAAAUGCGAUCUCUCCGAUUCCAGAGAGGUGUCAGAGAAGGACGCCAAGGACUAUGCUGAUUCCAUUCAUGCCAUAUUUGUUGAAACCAGUGCCAAAAAUGCCAUUAACAUCAAUGAGGUCUUCAUUCAGAUAAGUCAAAGGAUCCCAGUUUUAGACACGGAUGGCGGGUCUGCAGUCAAGGGCUUCAAACUUCGUCGCCAACCAUCAGAGUCGACCAGGGAACGCAGUUGCUGUUGACACAACAAUUUGGCCAGAUCCUUGUUUUAUCUUCAAUUAAUAACCAAGGAUAAUAGCAGAUGAAGAAUGUGAUGUCAUAGGGGGAGUUACGUAACUUCCUUUUGGAGCCCAAAAAAGAUUAAAAAUUAGAUGUAUAGUUUGAAUCCCUUUGCACUUCCUUGAGAAAAGAUGAAAUUGUCCCCAUAUACAGUCGUUGUACCUUCUGUUCUUCAGCCCCGUUCAAAUGUCUUUGGGGAUCCAUUUCUGUUCUAGAUCACUAGCUAGAAUCAGACAGCAAAGAAAACACCUGUUUAACAGAUCAGAUACUGUCCUGUCCUGCUCUCUUUCUCUCUCGGUCAUUCUAAUCUCUGUGCAAAAACCUCUGUGAAGUUUCCGAGUGAAGCCGUUGUCUGUCCAUCUGUACAUUUUAAGAUUUUCAGCACUCCAAAUGCAAGCAACACAGCUUUCUUGUUUCACUAUUUUUGCACAUUUUUGAUGUAUAUGAUAAAAAAACAAUUAUAAAAAAUAUGAAUGGGUGAAUCUCAUGAAAGCUGUCAUAUUCAUGUCUUAUUUGGGUCAAAUCAAGUGAAAAAAAGUGAAAUUAUAUUUCGCAUAAAGUAAAGGUCAAGUCCAUUCUUAGGGCUAUUACGAUAGUUUUUAAAAUUACAAUAUUUUUUUACCAUAAAACAGUAAUUAAUGUUGCUGUAUUACAUUACAUUACAUUACAUUACCCAUAAAUACAGUAUGUAAAAGUGCUUAAUUGUUCUGAAAUAAUGUAAAAAUGAAAAAAGUCGUGUUUUUGUGAGAUUGACCCAAACACAAAUUUACUAUUAUAAAUAUUAAGCUAUGUUUGUUAUUUGUUGCUCAGGACCAGACAUGAGGCACUUCUGUCUUUCCUAUAUUUUAUAUAUGAAAAAAUAAAAUCGGUGGUAGUACUAAAAGUAUAAAUCGAAAUUUCUCUGGGAUUGUUUUGGUUAGCAAGAGUUGUCUGAGCCAUAGCUAGCAGCCCUAUCUUGAGAUAAGUUUAUAAGUAAAAUAUGAAGAAUGUGCCAAAUCUUUUUUGUGACAUAUUAGGAGUUGCAUCUUGUAGUAGCAGUUCAAUAGGUCAGUGAUGGUGAUGAUGGCAGCAUGUGUGAGUUCAACAAAAUCUUCUGCGUAUUUAAUCUGUUUGCGAGUGGAGAUAACAGAAGUAACAGUCUUCGCUCCAAUUAGCUACAUUCUGGGUUGCCACAUUCUUAUCUACAGCCUUUUCUAGUAUUAUCAAGCAUUUAAAAUGGACUUUUAUGUUUGCUGGUAAAUGUCUGACCAUUGUUACCACUUACAGUGUAAAAUUGUAGCGUUAGAGAAGUUCAGCCCUCACACUUUGAGAUAAAGUUGGCCAGCCUUCUAGAACGUUGACAAGAAUAGCAGGUUCAAAGUGUUAGAUUUGAUAACUUUUCCCACUGUUCACAUGUUUUCCAUAUCAGAAAUGUAUUGUUAGUGGGAAGGUGCCAAAUGCUGGAAUUCUGUUCAUGAAGUUGUGCGAUUUAGGCUUUAAUCCAGGACUUUGUGAAGUGUACAUUAUGCCCGAAUACUUUCUGAAAUUGCAUUUUAACCAUUUGUGUUAAUUGGCAGUUGAUCUCUUCGAAAACCCUGCUGUUUUUUAUUUGCUGGCCUGCACAUCCAACAUGUUUUUUUACUAUCUGGACAGGGAGAAAAAAAGAAGCAUAUGUGGAAACUAGACUUGGUUCAGAUGUUGAAGAACAACAAGUAAAAGCUCUAACGUCAGUUUUGAUGAAGAAAUGCACUUAAUUUGACAGAAAAAGUCUUCUGAGAAACUUACAUUUAAAAGAUUUGGAUUAAUGUACACACUAUUCGUUCAAGACCAUUAUGUGAUUGAGUGGCUCUUUUUCUUUACAUCAUGUAGAAUUCACAUUGAGGCUUAUUCAACCAACAUUUAACUCUAUCUUUGACAAUUGUGUCUUAUAUGUGAAUAUAGAACAAAUAUGUUAUGAUUCCUUAACUGCAUAUCCACAGUGACAAAGUUUUAGGGAUAAAAUGUGGUUAAAAUGUGUUUCAUCUACAUGCAAAUCAGUAUAACACGUGACAGCAUCUCUGACAUUUUUAGAAGUUAGUAUGUGGCUUCUGUAGUUUGUCUUAUGAUGGUACUUUAAAAGUUUGUCACGAAUAUUACUACAUAUGGUUUUGACACUUUAUAUUGUUAUAAAGGAGUCAUAGAAUGUGUUUAGUGAAUCAGAAUGAAUAUUAUGGGCAUUGUCAAAGCCUUGAGUUUCAUUUCCCGUCCUUUAUCCUGUAAUUUUUUUUUGCAUUAAUGCCAAUGCACCAUGAUGUUGUCAAGAAUUCACAAGUGCAAUAAUAAUGCGUUUUCCCUCCAAAAUGUGUGCUGUCAGUACUAAUACCAGAGAGAUUUAUAGACUUAUUACAAUAAUUGUAGUUAAUCCAUGAGUUUUAGCACAACAAUAUUUUCCUUUAGAAGGCAGUGCUUGUUAAAUGGAAAAAAGGGAUUACUUGGGACAAUACUUAAAGGAAAAAUCACGCUUUUUCAGAAUUGCCAUGUGUGUUUUGCCCUAGUUCAAAUUACUUGAAAAUUUGCAGUCCUAAUCCAUUACUAUUGAUGCUUACACAGAGAAAACCAUUCAAAUUGAUUCUUCAAAUGACUGUAAUUUACCUUAACGCUAAGUAAAAGUGUCUUUCACUCAAAACCAGAAUCGUAAACUUUUUCUAUUUGUUUUCUGUCAUGUCAAACUAAUUGGAGAAGGAAACGAAUCUAAUGUCAUUACAAUGUAAGGAAAUGCAUUACUAGCUUUAAAUGUUGUUGAGUAACCAUUUUUUUUUGUCUUGUACAAAGCCUGUGAUCCACAGCUAGACCAAACGUCUCAUUUAGUCCAGUUGAAGUUCUUCUUAGCCAAUUGAAAAGGACUUGCUGAAUUGCUUGUCCUCUUGCUAGGGAGCACAGGCUUUGCAUUAAUGAUUUUGAAUGGAACAUCAUGCUGCACUUGAGUCAGACAGUAUAAUAUGCUGUUUGGUGUGAUUUGCAGUGGUGUUUAGGUUGAAGAACAAUUGCAACAGUCUUGGGCUGGCCCUAAGAAAGUUGUGAAAUUCUGCUUAUGUACUUUACAUCCUUGUAUAUAACCACACAUUGGAUGAAUUGUGUAAAUUAAUUGACAUGUAGUCUUUCAGGAAAUGUCUUACUUUACCACUACUUACCAUUGUAAUUCAGUAUAUACUAAUCGUUAAGUGUUUUUGCAAUUUAGCUUUUCUCUUUUGUUAUUUUGUCAUGCAAAGAAGGCUUGAAAAUAACAUAUUAUUUGUUCAUUUGUGAAUGUGCUAAAGGGAAAUGUUGAGCUCUUUAUUAGUAAUAAAAGUAUACAACAUCAGUUUUUAAUUUUUAUUAAUGUUAUGUAAUCGACAUGCACAUUGAGGUUUACUGGGUUAUAUCUCGCCUGAGACAAGUUACUAAUUAUUCUAGUUAAAAAUAAAAUUAAAAAAUGUCU
Molecule: messenger RNA, 4368 nt
Organism: Carassius auratus (goldfish)
Lineage: Eukaryota; Metazoa; Chordata; Actinopteri; Cypriniformes; Cyprinidae
Product: ras-related protein Rab-22A
Exons: 7
Coding region: 305-895 (196 amino acids)
Molecular function (GO): GTPase activity; GTP binding
Source: RefSeq, a predicted model, not a curated record